CGGUGACCUUUGAGGAUGUGGUUGUGAACUUCAGCAAUGAGGAGUGGAGUUUGCUGAGUCCAUCCCAAAAGAACCUCUACAGAGAUGUGAUGGGUGAAAUCUUUAGGAACAUGGCUGCAAUUGGAGGACUUGGGGAUAUCCUGGAAGCUGAAAAAGAAGGCAAAAUUUACUGGAGAUACUUAAGAAAUGACAACCUAGGGAAAUCUUAUGGACAUACAUCUUGGAGUCUGUGUAAAGAAGUAUUUCUUUGUACUGCAGAAGGUAAUGUGAAUGUGAAAGAAACAGAAACACACCACAAUGUUAAGAUCCAUGAAAAAUAUUGCAGUGGAGGGAAACCCUAUGUAUGCAAGCAAUGCGGGAAUGGUUUUACCACACAUGGAAUUUGUAAGAAACAUGAAAGAAUUCACAGAGGAGAGAAACCCUACAUAUGUAAGGAGUGUGGGAAAGCUUUUACAACAUGUACCUAUUGUCAAGUACAUGAAAGUCUUCAAUCUGGAGAAAAACAUUAUAAAUGUAAGCACUGUGAGAAAGCUUUCAGCACACGUAGUUAUUGUAUAAUCCAUGAAAAACUUCACACUGAGCAGAAAUCGCAUAUAUGUAAGAAAUGUGGGAAAGCUUUUAGCAGUAAAAUUCAUUGUCAAAUACAUGAAAGAAUUCACACUGGAGAGAAACCCUAUGUGUGUAAGCAAUGUGGGAAAGCUUUUAAUACACGGGGAGACUGUAAGAAACAUGAAAGAAUUCACACUGGAGAGAAACCCUAUGUAUGUAAGGAAUGUGGGAAAGCUUUUACCAGACCUGGACGUUUUAAGCAACAUGAAAGAAUUCACACUGGAGAGAAACCCUAUGUAUGUAAGGAAUGUGGGAAAGCUUUUACCAAACCUGGAUAUUGUAAGGUACAUGAAAGAACUCACACUGGAGAGAAACCAUAUGUAUGUAAGCAAUGUGGGAAAGCUUUUAACACACGGGGAGUUUGUAAGACACAUGAAAGAAUUCACACUGGAGAGAAACCAUAUGUAUGUAAGCAAUGUGGGAAAGCUUUUAACACACGUGCAAAUUAUAAGGUUCAUGAAAGAAUUCACACUGGAGAGAAACCCUAUGUAUGUAAGCAAUGUGGGAAAGCUUUUACCAGACCUGGACGUUGUAAGCAACAUGAAAGAAUUCACACUGGAGAGAAACCCUAUGUAUGUAAGGAAUGUGGGAAAGCUUUUACCAAACCUGGAUAUUGUAAGGUACAUGAAAGAACUCACACUGGAGAGAAACCAUAUGUAUGUAAGCAAUGUGGGAAAGCUUUUAACACACGCGCAAGUUAUAAGGUUCAUGAAAGAAUUCACACUGGAGAGAAACCCUAUGUAUGUAAGGAAUGUGGGAAAGCUUUUACCAGACCUGGAUGUUGUAAGCAACAUGAAAGAAUUCACACUGGAGAGAAACCAUAUGUAUGUAAGCAAUGUGGGAAAGCUUUUAAAACACAUGGAGAUUGUAAGAAACAUGAAAGUUCACAUUCAAUAUAAAACCAGUGUAUAUAGGCAUCAUGAGAAUGGUUUCAGCACACGUACAUAUUGCAUAAUGCAUGAAAAUCUUCACACUGGGCAGAAAACUUACAUAUGUAAGGAAUGUGGGAAAGGUUUCAGCAGAAAUGCUCAUUGUCCAAUACAUUAUAAAAUUUACACUGUUGAGAAACUGUGUGUAUGUGAAGAAUGUGGGAAAGCUUUCACCACACAUGGAUACUGUAAAAUACAUCAAUUACUUCACACUGGUGAGAAACCCUAUGUAUAUAACAAUGUGGCAAAGGUUUUACCGCAUAUAGUCACUGCAAAACAGAUGAAAGAAUUCACACUGGGAAGAACCACUGGCUAUGUAAGCAAGUGGAGACACUUUCAGCAGCCAGAUUGUAAGUGAAAUACAUGAAUAAACUUACACAAGAGAUACAUCCUAUGUGUUAUGGGAAUAUUCUCAGCAUACUUGAUCAUUGUUACAUAUCUGAAAGAGCUCACUGGGCAGAGAUGCUAUGAGGAUUGACAAUGUGAGAAAUAUAGCAAUCCAUGUUUCUUGUUAAAUGCAUAGAAAAGCAUCACUGUUCAGAUAGUUUAAAUCUAAGUUUACUUUAAAAAUCCCAAGGAGAACUGAAGAAAUAAUCAAUACAGAAGUUUGAUGUCAAUAUUUCUUCACAGAUAUUCCAGAAAUGACAAAUCUGAGGUGGAGCUCUAUUCAAUUGCAUAUGUUUUAUGAUUUUCAGUUAAUCACUUGUACCUCUCUAGAUUUUUAAAGUGUUUUUGUGCUUCAACAUGGCAUCUUGUAAUUAAACAUGCUAAACUGA
Messenger RNA from Cavia porcellus (domestic guinea pig), 2314 nucleotides. Its product is annotated as zinc finger protein 791-like. The transcript is spliced from 3 exons. Gene Ontology annotation, molecular function: RNA polymerase II cis-regulatory region sequence-specific DNA binding; DNA-binding transcription factor activity, RNA polymerase II-specific. The coding region runs from base 90 to 1508 and encodes 472 amino acids. Gene Ontology annotation, biological process: regulation of transcription by RNA polymerase II. NCBI's taxonomy places the organism in Eukaryota, Metazoa, Chordata, Mammalia, Rodentia, Caviidae. The record is from RefSeq and is a predicted model, not a curated record. Gene Ontology annotation, cellular component: nucleus.